This is a messenger RNA of Physcomitrium patens, 906 nucleotides long. NCBI's taxonomy places the organism in Eukaryota, Viridiplantae, Streptophyta, Bryopsida, Funariales, Funariaceae. The record is from RefSeq and is a predicted model, not a curated record.
AUGGCAGAGUGCAGCCAAGCUAGAAAUUACGAACGGACCAAUGUCAGCUCGUCAUCUAGAGAAUUGGGUCGUCCCAGUACCAAUAUGGCCGUCACUCUACCAGUACUGGUAGAAUAUUAUCAACGGGUGGGUUUAUCGGGAACUGGCCAGCAGGCAAGAGAACUCAAGGAGUUAAUCUCGGCACAAAUUACUCAAUUACAGAUGGCCGUUGAAAAAAUGGGCAAUGAGUUCAGCCUUAGACAGGUACUGGAGGAGAAGGACAAGAUCAUUGAGGAUCAGAAGAAGAAGAUUGGGGAUUUACAACGUGCUUCAGUAACGGACGCUCUCAAAUAUUCAAGAUUAGAGCACCAAUUCAAGGAGACCCAAGCGAAAUGGGCCAAGGAGAAUAAGUUGGCAAAGAUUCUGAUGGAGCUUACCAAGCAGGAGUGUAUGGAGUUGUGGAACCAAUACCAGAAGGAAAAGAAUAGGGUGGCGAAAUUGGAAGCCAGGAGAUCCAAAUUGGAGGACAAUUUUUGGAGACAAUUGGAGAGCUCGAAGACGAAGAACGAGCAAUUGAAGAGAAGGAUUGCCGAAUUGGAGGCAGAAAUGAUUACAGUUACCACGCAGCAAGGAGAGGUCAAUCCAGCAAGUACAUCUUUAUGGGAAUUAGAGAAACAGGUGCAUGCCUUGGAAGAGCAGCUGAAAGAGCGAGACACCCAAAUUGCGCUUUUGGAGUCUCAGGUUCGGGAAUUGGGAGCACUUAACGAGGAUUUGACAACUUUAUUGAACGGAGAGCAGGUGGGAGAGGGAGUUGGAGAAGAAGCUCAAGAAGUCGAAACCAAUCUCACUUAUGGAAAUGAUGAAACGGACCAAGGCAGAGCAGAGGUUCAGACAUUGGAGAAAGCCAAUGAUGUGGUGAUAUUGUAA